GGGAUUCCCGCCGGGCAGGCGGGCGGGGGCCGCGCCCCCUCCCCAUGUCAACACGCGGGGCACGGGGCGCCUGCGCCGGUCCGUGCGCGUCUUUUCCUCUCAUGCGCGGUAUUUGCUUCCCCGGCAGGGCUCGGGGCCCGGCCUAGCGGCGGCGGCGGCGGCGGCGGCGGCGGCGGCCCCCGCGGGCCGGGACGGAGGGAAGGGCAGCGGCGCCCCCCCCGCUGCUCCGCGCCCGCCCGCCCGCCGGCCCCCGCGGCGGAGGAUGGCCGAGGACUCGCCCAAGCGGCGCAAGGCGAAUUUCAACGAGGCGGAGACGGAGGUGCUGAUCGAGCAGGUGCUGAAGCACGAGCAGCUGCUCUUCGCGGCGGGACCCGGCCGCGCAUCCCCAGGACAGAAGCGGAAGGUGUGGGAGCUGAUCCGGCACAAGGUGAACCCGGUGGCCGCCUGUCCCCGCGACGUGGAGGACCUGAAGAAGCGCUGGCGGGACCUGAAGCGCCGCGACCGCAGCAAGCUGUGCCGCCUGUCGCAGGGCUGCGGGCCGCCCGGCCCUCCCGCCCUCGGCCUCCUCCUGGCCCCCGAGGAGCUGCCGCCCGCGCCGCCCCCCCGCCGCCAGCGCCGCGCCUAUGGCUCCCUGCUGCCCGCCGAGGCCGUGCCCAUCGUGGGCGGCAUCGACACGCUGGAGCUGCCCGGCGCCGUCGUGGGGGACAUGGGGUUUAAUGGCAAUCCUGGCCCAUCUCAUCAAUCCAGUCUUGAGAAGAUGAACCUCAAAGAAGAGAUAGUAGUGAAGGUGGUAGAGCCAGAAGAAAGCUCUGAGGACAUGUUUGUGGUUUCACCUAGUCAAGAAGAACUGCCUUUUCUGGGGACAUCAGGCGGUAGUUCCUCUGGGAAAGGAAAAGCCAAAACAAAAGGCAGGUCCCAGGCAGACCAAAAUGAAAUAACUGAAGAGGACCUACUGCAGAUUCAGCAGACCCAGAUACAGGUGAUCCAGUCUGGCUUUGACAGUGUCAACCACAAUCUUCGGCUGCUGCAGCAAGGCAUGCAGGAUCUGAGUAACAGCAUCAGUAUCAUGGCGCAUACGCUUGUUGCUAUCAAAAACGUCUAUGUGAAAAACAACACUGGCCCGACCACACAGGCCACUGCCUCUACUCAGACCACAGCUGGGUACCUGAGCCCAGGUUCCCCCCAGAUCUCCCCUGCUGAGGACAGAGGUAGAGUGCAGGCAGCUGGAAGCAGCAGCAGAAGCAGCAGCUGCAGCUCCAGCUCCAUGUCACAAGAACCAGGUCCCUCUGAGUUUCCUAGGCCCCCUGUGAGAACCAUUAAGAAAGAACAUCCAAAUGGCUGCUACUACUUCUGCUUUGCAGAUGUGUAAAAACUUGAAUAUAUGUAAAGUGACUGUGUGUUAGGUGCUGUUGUAUGUUCUGCUCCGGCCUGUGACUUUGAAGGAGCACAAUGGACUUGCCUCCCGUGUUUUUCCCAGUGGGAAACAGUUUUGCUAUAGGUGGCAUUAAACACUAAUUAUCAGUCUCCUGUUUGUUAACUCUGUUGCAGUGGGCUAAUAAUGUUCUUCUCUUUUCUUUAUCCUCUUACUCUCUUAAAAAAACAAACAUUUAUUUUGAGUAAGACUUUUGUCUGUAUCAUCCUUUGUUUCAUGUCACCUUUUGAAAAAUAAAAGGCAUGA
Empidonax traillii (willow flycatcher) is the source of this 1678-nucleotide messenger RNA. RefSeq lists its product as uncharacterized. The transcript is spliced from 2 exons. Lineage: Eukaryota; Metazoa; Chordata; Aves; Passeriformes; Tyrannidae. The coding region runs from base 263 to 1369 and encodes 368 amino acids. Gene Ontology annotation, cellular component: nucleus. The record is from RefSeq and is a predicted model, not a curated record.